Ramularia collo-cygni is the source of this 2616-nucleotide messenger RNA. Its product is annotated as related to A.thaliana hyp1 protein. NCBI's taxonomy places the organism in Eukaryota, Fungi, Ascomycota, Dothideomycetes, Mycosphaerellales, Mycosphaerellaceae. Gene Ontology annotation, molecular function: calcium-activated cation channel activity. Bases 1 to 2616 code for a protein of 871 amino acids. The transcript has a single exon. Gene Ontology annotation, cellular component: plasma membrane. The record is from RefSeq and is a predicted model, not a curated record.
AUGAACAUCCUCCAAGAAUCCUCAGGAAAAUCGACCUCAUUCGCGGCCAUACUCGGAGCCUUCAUCCCCACCUUCAGCAUAGCCUGCAUCUACCUGGCCAUCUUCCUCCUCAUCCGCAAUUCCUUUCGCAAAAUCUACGCGCCCCGCACCUUUCUCGCCACCAUUCCCCAAAAACACCGCACUCCUUCCAGCAAUGCCCCGGCGGGAGAAGGAGCGUCAUGGAUUGCCGAUUUUCGAAAUCUCUCCGACAUCUUCGUCUUGCAGCACAAUUCGCUGGAUKCGUAUUUGUUUUUGCGGUUUUUGAAAUUCAUCAUGGUGGUUUGUCUGGCGGGCGUGUGUGUGACGUGGCCCGUCUUGUUUGCGGUCAAUGUCAAGGGUGGUGGGGGCAAGGAACAGUUGGAUCGCUUGAGUUUUUCGAAUAUCGCCAGGAAUGAUUUCAUCUGGGCGCAUGUUGUCGUCGCCUGGGUGUUUUUGGGAGGUGUCUUUGUGGCCGUCAUGUGGGAGAGAUUGAGGGUCAUUGGUAUUCGACAGGCGUGUUAUUUACGUGAGAGUUAUUCCAAGAGAAUCUCCUCGCGAACCGUCUUGUUUAUGAAUGCUCCCAUUGAGGCGAUGCAAAAGGAGAAGUUGGGCAAGUUUUUCGGGGAUGAGGCGCAGAGGGCGUGGCCGGCGAGGAAUUUGGGGGAUUUGGAGGAGUUGGUUGCCGAGAGGGAUGGGUGUAUUAGGGCGUUGGAGAGUGCUGAGAUGGAUUUGAUUGUCAAGGCUGUGAAGAUGAAGGGAAAGAAACAGUCUUCCCACUCAUCAACAUCAUCAUCAGAGGAACAGUCUCUCAUCCCGAAGGCGCAUCGACCAACCACCAGGAAGCCGCCAUUAAUUGGAAAAAAAGUGGAUUCCGUAGAGACGGCACGGAACGCUCUCGUCCAAGUGGCGGAGAAGAUUGAAGCACACCGCAAAGCACCGGGAAGAAAUGUGGAAAAGCAGUCGGCCAUCUUCGUCCAAUUCACCACCCAACGAGCGGCACACAUUGCUUUCCAAAACAUCACCUUUCAACCCGGAAAACUUCCCCUCCAGGAUCGAUUCCUCGCCCCUCAACCCAAGGAAAUCAUCUGGAAGAACAUUUCCAAACCCUCUUCCAUCCGCUUAUCGCAAGCCUCCCUCGCUCUGGUCUUUGUCAUAGCCUUCACCAUCUUCUUCUCCAUCCCCGUUGGUCUCCUCGGCACCCUCUCCAACGCCAAACAACUCGCCGACAGAGUCUCAUUCCUCGGCUGGCUCAACGAUCUCCCAGACCAAUGGCUCGCUCUAUUGACCGGUCUGGUUCCCCCAGCAGUAACCAGUUGGUUCGUCUCCUACGUCCCCAAACUUUUCCGCCACAUCGCCAAACUUUCCGGCGAACCCACCACCUCGCAAGCGGAAUUGAAAACACAAGCCUGGUUCAUGGUCUUCCAAGUCAUCCAAGUCUUCCUCGUCACCACCUUUUCUUCCGGAGCCGCGGCCGUCGCGACCAAAAUCGCAAAAGAUCCCACCCAAGCUCCCGAUUUACUAGCCUCCGCCUUGCCGACCGCCAGUAACUUCUACCUCACCUACUUCCUCCUCCAAGGUACCAGCUCCGCCGCGAGCAAUCUCCUCGAUUACUCCGAAACACUCACCUACCUCUUCUACCAAUACCUCUGGACCAAAACCCCGCGCGAGAAAUUCGAAGUCUACGCCGAGAUGCGCGGCACACCGUGGGGGAGCUGGUAUCCGAAAUUCACCAAUUUCUUAAUCAUCGCCAUUGCGUAUAGUUGUAUCCAACCUCUGGUAUUGGGUUUCGCGGGGGUGGGCGUCGGGUUGUAUUAUCUAAGUCAUCGAUAUGGAUUAUUGUACGUACGACAGACAAAAGUGGAUACGAAAGGGGAGGGAUAUGGACGAGCGUUGAAGUCUGUUCUUACAGGCGUCUAUCUGGCGGAAUUAUGUCUGGUGGGAUUAUUUUCCGCGAGGAAAGCUACGGCGCAGGUGGGCAUGAUGGUGGCGUUGUUGGCAUUGACUGCCGUGGGGAAUAUCGUGGUGGAGAGAAUGUUGAGACCUCUAGAAGUUUUUCUUGGAGAGGAUGUUUGGAGGGAGGAGGAAGGGGAGUUGGUUCGCAGGGAUGGUGCUGAUGAUGUGGAGGAUGAAGAAGGGGAUGAAGCGGAUCGACAUGCUGCUUCGCAUGGUCGGAGAUUGGGAUUGAAGAAAUUACCGGGGAAAAUUCUCCCGAGGAAAUUAUCGGAUUUUUUGGAUGGGAUUAUUUCGAAUUCGAGAGGGGAAGCGGAGGGUUGGUUGAAGAGUUCUAGUGCUGAAGAGGAUGAAAUUUUGGGAGUGGAGGGCUUGAGUAAAGAGGAAGUGGAGAAAGUUUAUGAGGCGCCUGCUUUGGGGAGUCGUAUUCCCAAGGUGUGGAUUCCUCGAGAUGGGAAUGAUGAGGGGAGGGUUAGUAAGGAAUUGAUUGUUGAGGAUGAAUUGGUGGGGAUUGAGACGAGUGAUGAGGGGGCUGAGGUGCUGGAGGAUGGUGAUAGGGAGGGGUUGGGGGGGAAGAGGGGGAGGAUGGUGUGGAGUUGUCGGUUUGAGGAGGUGCCUGUUUGGAAGGGGGUUGGGAAGGUUGUGUAG